Messenger RNA from Diuraphis noxia (Russian wheat aphid), 1691 nucleotides. RefSeq names its product beta-1,4-mannosyltransferase egh (gene egh). The record is from RefSeq and is a predicted model, not a curated record. Gene Ontology annotation, molecular function: beta-1,4-mannosyltransferase activity. NCBI's taxonomy places the organism in Eukaryota, Metazoa, Arthropoda, Insecta, Hemiptera, Aphididae. Gene Ontology annotation, cellular component: cytoplasm.
AUUCCGUGUUUAAGAUUAUGAAAUAUUUAAUAUUAUAAUGUAUAGUGAAGUUUUAUAAAGGUAUUAAAUUAAAUCGAUAUUGUGUAGCUCAUUAUGUCUAAAAUAGUUAAAUUGGCAGUUGUGCUGUGAUUGACAAAAUCUCGACACAGUAACUACCUACUCAAAUAUCGGUAGAAUUUACUUCACUACUGAAGAAUUGGGUUACAUCGGAUAGCUUAGUUUUCGAGAUACUGUCUUUCAUAGAUAAGUAUAGCUAUGUUAAGCAGUUGGACCAAACAUGCACUUCAUUGUACCUUAUUGGUGUUGGUAAUAUCAAUAUUUGAAAUCUGGUCGGGAGGUGUUAAACUAUCAGCAGAUGUUCAAAAUACAUAUAAUUUUAACCCAUGGGAACGUUAUGGUUAUAUUUGGUGCUUUAUGUUGUAUCUGCUACGAUGUUUAACCUUCUUACCAUUACCACAAGUACUAUUGAAUUUUUGCGGUCUUACAAUGUAUAAUGCUUUUCAAGACAAAGUCAUUCUAAAAGGAUCACCUUUGCUGGCUCCAUUUAUAUGCAUACGUAUAGUUACGAGAGGAGAUUAUCCUCAGUUAGUCAAAGCAAAUGUUGCCCGUAAUAUGGCUCGAUGUGUGGACGCUGGAUUGGAAAAUUUCAUGAUUGAAGUAGUGACAGAUAAAAGUAUUGGCCUUCCUGAACAUAGGCGUAUACGGGAGGUAGUUGUUCCAAAAUCUUAUAAGACAAAGACUGGUGCACUUUUUAAGUCGCGAGCUCUUCAAUUUUGUUUAGAAGACAAUAUAAAUAUUUUGGCAGAUUGUGAUUGGAUUGUACAUUUAGACGAAGAAACCCUAUUGACUGAAAAUUCAAUUAGAGGUGUAUUAAAUUUUGUCUUGGAUGGUAAACAUCAGUUUGGCCAGGGUCUAAUUACUUAUGCUAAUGAAGAAGUAGUAAAUUGGUUCACAACCUUAGCAGAUAGUUUCAGAGUAGCUGAUGAUAUGGGUAAACUUCGAAUUCAGCUUUCAAUGUUCCAUAAGCCACUUCUUAGUUGGAAAGGAUCAUAUGUUGUCACCCAAUUGGGUGCAGAGCGUCAUAUUUCAUUUGAUAAUGGCUUAGAUGGAUCAAUCGCAGAAGAUUGUUUUUUUGCCAUGCGAGCUGCUAAAGAAGGCUAUACAUUCAAUUUUGUGGAAGGAGAAAUGUGGGAAAAAUCACCAUUUUCACUUUGGGAUUUCAUCCAACAACGUAAACGUUGGCUUCAAGGUAUUCUAUUAGUAGUCCAUUCAGCGGCCAUUCCUUCRAAAACAAAAAUGUGGUUAGCUUUAUCAUGUUAUUCAUGGGUAACAUUGCCACUGUCUACUUCUAAUUUAGUUUUAGCUAGAUACUUUCCGAUUCCAUGUCCAGCAAUCAUGGAUUUUGUUUGUGCAUUUAUAGCCGGUGUCAAUAUAUAUAUGUACAUAUUUGGUGUAGUGAAAUCUUUUUCAUUAUAUCGUUUUGGUGUUUUAAAAUUUACAUUAUGCAUUAUAGGAGCACUUUGUACUAUACCUUUUAACGUAAUAAUUGAAAAUGUUGCAGUUAUAUGGGGGCUUUUUGGUAAUAAAUACAAAUUUUAUGUUGUUCAUAAGGAAAUCAAACCACUUGUCACUGUGUAAAUAACUGUCUGCAAUGUGUUCACUUACAUAAGAUCUGAUUUUUGGAAGGGAAA